Molecule: messenger RNA, 2097 nt
Organism: Triticum urartu
Lineage: Eukaryota; Viridiplantae; Streptophyta; Magnoliopsida; Poales; Poaceae
Gene: PEPKR1
Product: phosphoenolpyruvate carboxylase-related kinase 1
Biological process (GO): protein phosphorylation
Molecular function (GO): protein kinase activity; ATP binding
Source: RefSeq, a predicted model, not a curated record
GCCCACCACCAACGGAACCAAACAACAACUCCGUGAGCUCCCUCCCCGUCUCCAGUCUCCACCCCUCCACCCCCUCCCCGAAGGGUGCCGCGAGCUGCUGGUGGGAGCUGCUGACCUCGCCGCGCCGCCGGCGACGCUUCCGUCCCCUCCGCCGCCGCCGCAGCUCCUCCGCGCGGAUUCAGUUGCCCAGCGACCGGCCCACGGCCGUGGAGGAGCGGCGCUGAUUGAGGCCGCGAGAUUCGGGGUUCUGCCAGGGGCGGGGGAGCUCUCCGGGGCGAUUCGGGGGAGGCCUCCUCGGAUUCCGGCGGGGAUUCAGCGGCGGAGGCGGCCUCGUUGGACUCCGGCGCUUGGGAACCCCUCCUAGGAAUGGCCGCUGGCGGCGACGGCGGCGCCAAGUACAACUCGUACAAGGCUCCGGGGCUGCGGGGCGCGAUACUGGAGGCGGCGCACGCCUCGUGCCUCGGGGACCGGUACGCGCUCGGGGAGCAGCUCGGGUGGGGCCAGUUCGGGGUCAUCCGGUCCUGCUCCGACAUGGUCACCGGCGAGGCGCUGGCCUGCAAGUCCAUCGCCAAGGACCGGCUCACCUCCCCCGACGACGUGCGGGGCGUCCGGCUCGAGAUCGAGGUCAUGGCGCGCCUCUCGGGCCACCCCAACGUCGUCGACCUCAAGGCGGUGUACGAGGACCAGGACUCGGUGCACCUCGUCAUGGAGCUCUGCGCCGGCGGGGAGCUCUUCCACCGCCUCCAGGAGCGCGGCUGCUUCCCGGAGCACGAGGCCGCCACGCUCUUCAGGUACCUCAUGGAGGUCGUCGCGCACUGCCACAGCAAGGGGAUCGUGCACCGGGACCUCAAGCCCGAGAACAUCCUCCUCGUCAGCAAGUCGCCGUCCUCGCCCAUCAAGCUCGCCGACUUUGGCCUCGCCACCUACACCCAGCCUGGUCAAAGAUUGAGCGGCACGGUGGGGAGCCCGUUUUACAUUGCGCCGGAGGUGCUUGCCGGCGGGUACAACGAGGCUGCCGAUGUGUGGAGCGCCGGGGUUAUACUCUACAUCCUUUUGAGUGGCAUCCCACCAUUCUGGGGGAAGACCAAGUCGAAGAUCUUCGAGUGUAUCAGGUCGACAGAGCUGCGGUUCCCUUCCGACCCCUGGGACAGGGUUUCGGAUUCGGCCAAGGAGCUCAUCACCGGCAUGCUGCGGCGCGAUCCCGCACAGAGGCUCACAGCUGAGCAAGUUCUAGAGCAUUCCUGGAUACGAGAACACGCCAACGAUUCACGCGAUUCCUGCGGUGGUUGCCUUGAGAUCGGCCUUGGGAGGGAGGAGCCUGGCUCGUGCUCGUUCUCCACGCCGAUGGCGACACGCAGCCGCGACGUGAGCUUCAGCACCGGCGGCCCGAUCGCCUGCCAGGGCCUGUCGGAAGAACCCUGCUCUCCAACAUUCUCCUGUAGAUCCUCCUUCUCUGCGUUCAGCGCAGCCAGGGCUCCAGCUCCAUCUUGCGGAGCCUUGUUAUUCUCAUUCGGUGACAGCCCCGAACCCAUGAAGGAUGCUGCGCCUGUGGUGUCGAUGCCGAGCUUCUCGUUCUUCUGUGGGCUAGGGUCCGAUGAGCCUGAGCCAUUGGUGGCAUCAGGCGACAUCACCACGGAGAAGGGAGCUCAUUGUGUCGAAGACGCCGCGGUGGUGUGCCUCAACACCUCCUCCUCGGCUCUGAGGAGGAUGGCGGAGGCGGCCCUGAGAGGGGCGGCUGUGACGAGGGCGAACCCGUCGUCACGCAGCAGGCGGAACCACACCAUCGGCGCCGGCGACGAGCGGGGGCACCAGCACGACCUGGACAUGGCGGUGGCCGAGUCGGUGAUCCGGUGGGCGUCGUGCACGCACCUGUCCACCACCCUCUCCCUCCGCGCCUCGCUCGUGUGCUAGCAUCAGCUCUCCACCGGCGUCGGAGUUUGUUCCUGUAGCCUGUCUCUCUGCUUGCACUGCGACGCAAGCCGGGGAAGUGAGAUGAGAAGAGAAGAGAUUAGAGAUGAGUGUGUCACUGCCACUGGUUGUAGUAGAAUGUAAUCUGGACAUGAUGAUAUAUCUAUAUAUUGUUAUAGACUUAUAGUA